AAAGACUGCCAUCAUGUCUCAAUCAAUCAGAGGGAUUUUAGUGCUUUUAGUUUUAGCAGGAUUAGGAAGUCUGGGGAGAGUUGGAAAAUGUGCUGAACACAGAGUGAAUUAUGACUACUUUAAAUACCACACGAUGGCAGAGAUCACUGGAUGGAUGGAGCAGCUGGAGAAAGAACACCAGGGUGUCGUCACCAUCGUUCCCUAUGGACAGACAUAUGAGAAUCGAAGCAUUACACUUCUGAAGAUUAGCGUGGGAUCUGAGAAGAAAAAGGCCAUCUGGAUGGACUGUGGUAUCCACUCCAGAGAAUGGAUCUCCCCAGCUUUCUGUCAGUACUUUGUCAAACAGAUUCUGGACACAUACCAGACAGAUGAGAAAAUGAAGCAGAUGCUCAGUAACAUGGACUUUUACAUCACACCUGUCUUAAACAUGGAUGGCUAUGUCUACACGUGGCAGAAUAUAACUAACCGACUGUGGAGAAAAUCUAGAUCACCAGGCAACUGUGGAGACUCCUGUAUGGGCACUGAUCUGAACCGCAACUUUGAUGCAAAUUGGGGGACGGUAGGUGUCUCUAGAAACUGCUGCUCAGAAGUGUACAAUGGUGCCAAAGAGCUCUCCGAGACGGAAGCACAGGCCGUCACAAGCUUUGUGCUGGGAAAAAGAAACGAGAUCAUGUGCUUCCUCACCAUCCACUCCUAUGGCCAGCUGAUUCUGCUACCCUAUGGACACCCCAACGUCUCCGCCCCCAACAUCGAUGAACUGAUGUCUGUGGGAGUUGCUGCUGCCGAAGCCAUCAAAAAUGUCCAUGGCAUGAGCUACACAGUGGGCACCUCCCCUAAUGUUCUCUAUCCAAACUCUGGCUCCUCUCGAGACUGGGCUCGCCUUAUUGGCAUUCCCUACACCUUCACCUUCGAGCUGAGGGAUAAGGGUGAGCACGGCUUCAAACUCCCAGAGGACCAGAUUCAGCCCACCUGUGAGGAGGCCUAUGAGGGAGCUCGCUCCAUCAUCACCUACGUCCAUGACAAAACCUUCAACAUUCCAAAUGCUGCCUCCACUCUAAUAGCUACAAUAUGGAUGGUCUUGCUCACUUUAUGCCUCACUAGCGCCCCCUUGCUGUAAAACAUUGGCAACAACUCUAUCUCCAUAUUUACAGGCAAGAUGAGAUGCCCUCCCUUAUUGCUUAUGACUUAAUUUUCACUACUAAAACUGUUGUUUCAGCACCUCCUUGCUAAAGUAACAUACUCUUAUGGGCUAGCUUGCAGAUACUAUUAGAGGAUUACAUGUAAUCCUGGCAUAUGAUAGCUAUUACUAUUACAUUACUAACUGAUACAUCAAUGGGGGGCGCGUAACUAAAGCGCUCCGUUCGUGACAUGUAAAAACUAUUUUAGAAGACUGGUCUAUUUUUUCCGAAUGUACACAACGCUAUCAUGUCUGGUGUAGCUACUUCCAUUGUGGAAGCUGCUGCAUAGUGCUGCAGCAUACACGUCGCAAACAGAAUGCUUCAGUUACUCGCCCUGUGUAGCACCCCUGUUAGCCUACUGCUAAUGCUAAUGCUACUAUAACUAUAACUACAGCUGUUAUUACUAUGAUCACUAUGUCUCCUGUCCUAUUACAAUGAACUACCACUAUCACAAAUGUAAUCACUUGUAAAAUGUCAAAUGUAACAGCUAUUUUCACAAUUCUUCAACAGUAGGCCUAGGCUGGGGUGCUUUAUGGUGGACCAGCCUCAGACUGACUCAGUCUUAAAUGGGAAAAAAAUGACUAUGCGCCCAAUAUGAGCCAUACGAGUAUUUCAUGGACAGCUAAAUAUGUGUAGUACAACAACUACAUUUUUAUAUUGGUAUUAGGGGGUGUAAGAAGUCAGUGCAAAAUCUAACUGCGAACAUCUAUAGUCAUAGGCCUACACCUUCUUAAUGUAAUUGGACAUUGAGAGUAUUUUCUGUCAGGAAAUGUCACUGACUAAAUUUGUGCUUCUUUGAACAUGAUAGUUCUCAUAUUGGGUACAGUAUGUUCAGAUGUAAUCCACAAUUAUGUACAUAUUUACAGAAUUCAUUUUCAAUAAAUUAGUCAUUGAUGUCUUGGUGAUGGUCAUUUGAUGAUCAUUAAAUGAUGUAUGGUGGUAAAUUGA
Alosa alosa (allis shad) is the source of this 2126-nucleotide messenger RNA. It is a transcript of the gene cpo, whose product is annotated as carboxypeptidase O. Gene Ontology annotation, biological process: proteolysis. The transcript is spliced from 9 exons. NCBI's taxonomy places the organism in Eukaryota, Metazoa, Chordata, Actinopteri, Clupeiformes, Clupeidae. The record is from RefSeq and is a predicted model, not a curated record. Bases 14 to 1117 code for a protein of 367 amino acids. Gene Ontology annotation, molecular function: zinc ion binding; metallocarboxypeptidase activity.